AUGGCUGAUUCAAUACCCUCUCACUCCCAAAAUAGCCCUGACUCAGGCCAUCUCAAUCUGUCAAGGGUCGAGACUCGCGAAACCCUUCACGAUGCCGGUAUUUCAGAAAUUCCUCCACCAGUGGACUACAACUAUGCCAAUGUUGAACCCCAAAAUAACCCUGAAUUCCCCGACGAAUAUGUCGUCGAAACGAGAACCGGUCUGGUUCCACAAGCGGCCUUACAUCAAUUACGAUCCCAUACUUCAUCAGCAACACAGACAUCGAAUAAUGGUCAAGGCAUCGACGUUGAAAAAGGACCAAAGGACCCUGUCGAUUACGUGACGUUUACAGUUGAUGAUCCCGAGAAUCCACACAACUGGUCCCGUCCAUACCGUUGGUAUAUCACCCUUGUCGCCUCAGCUGUCGUGGUAUGCGUGGCCUACGGUUCAGCAGUCGUCACUGGUGGCCUGGGUCUCAUCGAGGACAAAUAUAAUGUAUCAUUGGAGGUUGCCAUCUUAACUUGCUCAAUCAUGGUUUGCGGCUUCGCUGUGGGACCUCUACUCUGGUCUCCCCUCUCAGAGAUCAUUGGUCGCCGACCCGUAUAUAUCGUCUCUUUCGCACUCUACACAAUCUUCCAGAUCCCAUGUGCGCUCUCGCCAAAUAUAGGUGGCCUACUGGCAUCGCGAUUCCUGUGCGGUGUCUUUUCUAGUUCCGGACUGUCCCUCGCUGGCGGAACCAUCGCAGAUGUCUGGAAUCUUGAAGAGCGCGGCAUGGCCAUCGCUUAUUUCGCCGCUGCUCCCUACUGUGGUCCUGUCCUGGGACCCAUCGUAGCCGGUUGGAUUAAUGUCGGCACCGGUCGACUAGAUCUAUUCUUUUGGACAAACAUGGCCUUCGCAGGUGUUCUCAUGAUCCUAAUCAGCCUGGUCCCCGAGACAUACGCUCCCGUGAUUCUCAAACAGCGCGCCGCGAAGCUUCGCAAGGAAACUGGAAACCCAAACAUCAUCACCGAGCAGGAGCAGACUAAGCCCUCUCUCAACGAUAUCAUCCGGACAAACUUGAUCCGUCCCAUUACCAUGAUCAUGACGGAGCCGGUUCUCGAUCUCAUGUGCUUUUACGUCGUCCUGAUCUACUCCAUGCUCUACGCGUUUUUCUUCGCGUACCCGGUAAUUUUCGGCAAGCUUUAUGCCUACAACGAUGGUCAGAUCGGAUUGAUGUUCAUUCCGAUCUUGAUUGGUGCCGGAUUUGCUCUGCUCGUUACUCCGAUCUUUGAAAAGGAUUUCAAGCGCAUCUGUGCGCAACGCCUUCCCACUCCCGAGGAUCGGUUGAAGGCUGCUAUGUGGGGAGCUCCUUUUAUUCCAAUUGCCUUUUUCAUCCUUGGUGGUACUUCAUAUAAGCAUAUCAUCUGGGUUGGACCUGCGUCGUCUGGUCUGGCUUUUGGCUUUGGAAUGGUUCUGUGCUACUAUGGUGUCAAUGCCUAUAUUAUCGACUCGUAUCAGAGAUAUGCUGCUUCGGCGUUGGCGGCGAAGGUUUUCUUGCGAUCUGGUGGUGGUGCCGCUUUCCCUUUGUUUAUCACCCAGAUGUAUGAUCGUCUGGGAUUGCAAUGGGCGUCAUGGCUCUUGGCUUUCAUUGGAAUUGGGAUGGUUUUCAUUCCAUAUGUUUUCUCCUUCUUUGGCGCGCAGCUCAGGGUGAAACUGAGCCGUGAUUGA
Messenger RNA from Penicillium longicatenatum, 1686 nucleotides. RefSeq names its product MFS transporter. Lineage: Eukaryota; Fungi; Ascomycota; Eurotiomycetes; Eurotiales; Aspergillaceae. Gene Ontology annotation, cellular component: fungal-type vacuole membrane. The transcript has a single exon. The coding region runs from base 1 to 1686 and encodes 561 amino acids. Gene Ontology annotation, molecular function: spermine transmembrane transporter activity. Gene Ontology annotation, biological process: transmembrane transport; spermine transport. The record is from RefSeq and is a predicted model, not a curated record.